Molecule: messenger RNA, 435 nt
Organism: Haemonchus placei
Lineage: Eukaryota; Metazoa; Nematoda; Chromadorea; Rhabditida; Trichostrongylidae
Source: the annotation of a GenBank genome assembly
AUGUUUAUCACAGGUUUCAAUGAAAAUCGCGCCUCCGCCUUCAGUAGAGUACCAGAAAUAGUAUCGCUAACAAUUCUUGUAAUCAUAAGUGGUUGGAUGUUCCAAAGAGCUCUGCCUGUAUUCUAUCAGGUAUUUUACAUUGUCAUGCCAACUAUAAGUUUGCUUGGGAACGCAUCAAUUGUGUACGUAACCGUACGUUCAUGGUCUCUGCGAAAUCCAUGCAAUAUUCUUAUCGGAUCUAUGGCUAUGGGUGAACUUUUGCAUAUGCUUGGGCAUUAUGUUAUGAUUGGAUCGCUUUACAUGAAUGGUAACAACUUGAUGAGACAAGAUCUUUGUGUUUACUGGCAAACGCUCCCAACAUUGGGCAUGUUCUUCUCCGCUAUAGUGCUCGUCAAUGUUGCUAUCGAUAGAUUGAUGUCUACGCAGAUAUUUUAG